UCAUGUGCCUGCUCUCCCCUCUCCCCCCCAACCCGGUUUUUUGCAAGCUGGGAUGAAUGCACCUCAGAUGUUGUUUCUGCUGCUAUGAUGUUGGUGGCUUGAGAGCCCCCCCGGUUCAAAGCGAACCGGAGGCGCUGGCAUUGACAAGCGGGUCAGUUUCACGCUCUUGCUGCCCACGCGUUUGGUUCCCCUCGGUAAGCCCCGCGCCGAGCCACCUCCUCCCCGCUGCAGGGGGUACAAGCGAGGGGCUCCAUCAUGGGGUCCAGGCUGAGCAGACAAAGCAGCCUGGAGGAGGAGAGCGCCUCUGGAGAAGUCUCGUGCCCCAGGUUAGCUAGGAAGGAGCCGCACAGGAGGGUGGAGACUAACCGAGGGGACUUUCAGUUCGCUUCCCUGAUCCUGAACUCCGAGAAGCUGUCCAGGAAAAACCACCCGGCGCCCUACGUGAGGAGGGUGGGAUGGAUCCGAGAGAUCCAGGCGACCAUCCGGGAACACAAGAGAGAGCACGCGGUCCGCAUUCUCAGAUUGCUCAGAAAGGACCUGGGAUUGGAAGGUACGUGCCUCAGUGAAGUGCUCUACAAGAAUGCUACUUUCCUCAACUUGGUGGACCCCAUUUCCCACGACCUACUGAUGAACCUCGCUAGAGAUCUGCAGUGCCCCAAAAAGGAAUACGACCCCUGGAAGUCCGCGGACAGGAUCUGCAGGCAGCUGAUUUACCACUUGAGCCCUCAUUCCACGUGGCAUAGGCACGGCAUGCCCCGCAGGAAGUCCCAAGCAUGCAAGUCAGAUGGGCCCGGAAGAUCAUUAACAAGCCCUGCCAUGGAGAGAACUGGGAGCAUCUGCCAGCCUGAAGACCAGCCUGCAGAAGAAGCUGAGCCAGGACUCCAUGGAUUUAUCAGGGAUUCCCCUGACCAUGCGGGAUGUCCACCGCAUGGCCUAUUACCUACAGAACAACGGGAACAACCUCACUGCGGUGGACCUGAGCUUUACCGAGAUGACCGACGACAUGGUGCGCCUGCUCCUGCCCUUCUUCUGGGCGCUGCCCAAUCUCACGCACCUUUCCCUCAACGGCAACCGGCUGACCCGAGCCACCACGAAGGAGCUGACGGACACCAUGAAGGACAUGAACAAGUUCCCGUGCUUGGCCUGGAUAGACCUCGGCAACAAUGUGGACGUCUCCUCCAUGCCACAGCCUUUGCUGGUGGGCCUGCGCAAGCGCCUCAGCCAGCAGACCACGCUGCCCACCAUCUACGAGUCUCUCGACUGCGACGCCGAGCUGUCCGGUGGACACGAGGCCAGCUGCCAGGAGGAGGAGGGGUGUGUGGCUGAAGACAAGGACACCCCAUGUGACUUCCCCCAACAGUGCUGCGAAAGGUGAUUCAGCAGCAGACCUUAGCUGUCGGACUGAUGCCGUGGCAAGGAGAGCUCGGAGUACAAACGCAAUGCAGAAGGCCAGCUUCACCGGCUUCCUUUGGCGCUUCUCUUGCCUUCACUGACAUCCCAGACUUGCCGUGUUCUCAGUGAAAGUCUGCCUCCCCCUCCCACACUGCCAAACCUAUCACCCCCAUUCCAAACAGGAAGCAGAUACUCACAGCGAACCUGGCCUCGGAGCAGGAUCUCAUUGGAAGAUGGGAACUGAGCUGUAGGACUCGGCAUAUUCCCCAGAGGCUAUUGAGGGGAGUGGUGGGGGAGGAAAAACCUAAACAAAAAGCAAUGUCUCCUCCUAGGUUAUUUCCUUUCUUCCUUUUCCUCUUUGUCCUGUCAUUGUUGGGGCCUGAGACCUGAAGUUGUGAGGUGGGAGCUGCCCCAAGGGUCGAGGGUCUGUCGGGCUUUGUUGAGUGCAUCAGAGACUGGAGUCAGAGCCCAGCAGAGCGUGUCUUCCCCUUGAGCCUGGCUCAAUAUGUUUUUUUCAUUGUGUGAUUUGUAUUAAUGUCCAAACAAAGGGAAUUGCAAUCAGAGGCCCAACAGAGUGUGCAGGCCGGGGAGGACACGUGACAUGGAAUUGCAGUGUCAGGAUAUUUAGGGGCAGGGUAUGUGUGUUCAU
Molecule: messenger RNA, 2041 nt
Organism: Malaclemys terrapin pileata
Lineage: Eukaryota; Metazoa; Chordata; Testudines; Emydidae
Gene: LRRC75B
Product: leucine rich repeat containing 75B
Exons: 5
Coding region: 256-1326 (356 amino acids)
Source: RefSeq, a predicted model, not a curated record